AAUCCAUCCCAAUUGCAUACCAAUACCUCGCUCAACCAUUCAACCUCUUCAACCCGAGAGAAACCUGUCUAUCAAAAAAGACACACACUAUGAACCCAAACCAAACUCCAACCCCAAACCCCAAACGCCGCCGUCUGUACACCACCAACACCACCAAAUCAUCACCCUCAUCACCCUCAUCACCCUCAUCAACGCUCACGAAACCAUUCAAAUCGCCUCUGCGCAGACCAGCAGCACCAACCCCAGAUAUCACCACAACCACCACAAACACACCCUCUUCAUCCUCCAAAGACACAACAACCACACAACCCCAAAUACAAUCCCACACAUCAACCCCCGCCACCCCCAAACCCAACCCGUCAUCUUUCACGACCCCAAUUCCCAAACCCACCCCCAAGAAUAAUACUCCUACCCCCAAAGAGAAGAACAAAGAAGAAGACCCCACCCUCCGCACCCUCCUCACCACCCACCGCCACCUCCAAUCCCGACUCCUCUCUCCGCACAGAACUAGAAACAGUUACUCAGGCGCAGCGCAUCGAGGAAUCUCGCCGAGAUGAGGAGCUAGAACGAUUAAUUGUGAAAUGGAGAGGUGUAGGGCAAAAGGUUGCGGAGGAGGUGUUUGAGGGGGCGAGG
This is a messenger RNA of Aspergillus vadensis CBS 113365, 633 nucleotides long. RefSeq names its product putative DNA repair protein Dds20/Mei5. The coding region runs from base 90 to 557 and encodes 155 amino acids. The transcript has a single exon. The record is from RefSeq and is a predicted model, not a curated record. Lineage: Eukaryota; Fungi; Ascomycota; Eurotiomycetes; Eurotiales; Aspergillaceae.